AUGGCCGCCCUCAUCCUGCGCCCGCCCCGUCGCCCGCCGCCCCCAGCGCCGCCCCGCCCCCGCGCGACGCGGGGCAGGACUUCCGCCGCGGCGCCGCCGCCGCCGCCCGCGCUGAUUGGCCGCGCCCACCGUCGCUCCGCCACGGCCCGGCUGAGCAAGCGCCUACAGCCAGCAAUCGCCUACAGCCAGCAAGCUGGGCACAGGUGCUGCUCAGCUUCAAACAUCGCUGAGAACCUCGCCUGGCUCUCCCUGCCUGGGAGUCCGGAGACAGCUCCUCUCCCAGGCCCAGCUCAGGCAGGCGCUGGGUGGCCACAUCGUGAGGGGUGCAAGGUUGUUGAGGAAGAGCUAGGUAUCCCUGUACCCCACACCUCCCAGGAGGUCAGGAUCCACAACGGGUGCCUGCUUUCCUGGUGCCCAUGUACCCCCUGGGGCUGUGGGCUGAGAUCAACCCCAGGCCCUCCCUCAGGCCAGGCCCUGUCUGGCAGGUGGCUCCUCCCUGGCUGUUCUCUUCCAACAGCUGGAGCCUAGACCAUCCAUCUCUGAACCUGGAGACAUUUCCUUAACUGGGCUUUGCAGCAAAGAGGAAGGAACAGUGGCAAUGCCAGGUGCAUACCUCCUGCACCCAGGACAACACCUGUAAGUGAGAGGGAAGGGGGCCACCCACCCCAGAACCCAAAUGGAAGCAAGACAACCACCCCUGACCUGGGGCUGCACCAGUCCCUGACGUCUGGCGCCAUCAUGGCUGUCCUCAAAGCCAGAACUCCCAAAGCCCACCCGCAUCGAAGCUGUUCAGGGCGCCUCACGGCCUGUGCUGGCCUCAUGGGUGUGUCUCAGGGCCAAGGGGACAUGGAAGAUGGCAGGAUGACACGGGGUGAGCAGGGCACACUGGUGUCUCCCACACUGCCCUCCAGCACCAGGCAGGGUCACCAUGGCCGGCAAGCACCAGGCCUGGGGAUGGGUGCAGACAGCAAAACCCUGACUGUCCACACCCCCUGUGCCCGGCCCCCCUUCCUGCCCACUCUCCACCUGCAACCUACAGCGGCUUCACCCCACGGUGCCAGCUUCUGA
Molecule: messenger RNA, 1068 nt
Organism: Cebus imitator (Panamanian white-faced capuchin)
Lineage: Eukaryota; Metazoa; Chordata; Mammalia; Primates; Cebidae
Gene: CEMP1
Product: cementum protein 1
Source: RefSeq, a predicted model, not a curated record